Molecule: messenger RNA, 2940 nt
Organism: Hydractinia symbiolongicarpus
Lineage: Eukaryota; Metazoa; Cnidaria; Hydrozoa; Anthoathecata; Hydractiniidae
Product: two pore channel protein 2-like
Exons: 30
Coding region: 82-2715 (877 amino acids)
Biological process (GO): transmembrane transport; monoatomic ion transport
Cellular component (GO): lysosomal membrane
Molecular function (GO): monoatomic ion channel activity; voltage-gated channel activity
Source: RefSeq, a predicted model, not a curated record
UUUAAUUAGCAAGCUAAAAAAUAGACAGUUGCUGUACAGGUAUAAAAUGUGAUAUAUGGUCCUAUUUUCGCAGUCUCGUCAAUGAAGAGGCCAGGCGUACAACACUUUGCAUGCAAAAAAUUGUUUCUACACUAUAAAGGUGGAUCGAUGUGUGCAGCAAAAUUAAUUAAAGCAAAUGAAAAAGCAUUUUUAAAAUCACCAAUGGCUAGCAAAUCAAAAUAUGGCAGUGCAGCCUUAAGGACUCCAACAAACAGUUCACCCAGACUAAAGAGGCUUUUCACUAGUACACCAUCUGACAGUGAAUCUGGUAUGGAUCGUUAUGACUCAACUGCACCAUAUGCUAGCUCAUCGAAUGAAGACAUACUAUAUUCAACUGCUGACCCUAGUGAUUUCGAAGGAAGUUUGACUACAUCCCAAGAAGAUCUAACUACAGAUAAUAAGGAAAGUCGAGGAUUGCUGCAAGCUGUAGUUUUUAUUGAAGAUGCUAUUGAGCAUCGCUCAAUUCACCACAAAGUUGAUGUUAAAUCAUUAUAUAGGUACAGGUUGUAUCAUUCGAAACCAGUAAGAUGGUCGCUUCGAUUUACAAUAUCAAUCCUAUUAGGGCUGGCAUUUUUGGAGACACCAACAUCUUUAAAACAAUCCUCUGACCCUCGCAAAGGACAAGCUCGGAAAGAAUUGCCAUGUGGUUUGACAGAGUCCAUUGAACUCUUGUGUUUGGUUAUUUUAACAGCAGAUUUGCUAUUUAAGUUUUUAAUGGUCGGACGUAAGCAUGCGAAAAAGAAUCCCUGGUUGAUUUUUUCUGCUGUUGUUUUAAUCAUAACAUACAUAGAUUGGUUUGUAUCAGUUGGACUUGUUUGUGAAGACAGAUGGAGAAUAAGACGUUUGCUCCGACCAUUCUUUUUAAUUCAACACUCCUCCCUGAUGAAGAAAACUGUUCAAAGUAUUCAACAGUCAAUACCACAAAUUCUUAGUGUGUUGUUCCUGAUGUGUUUGCACCUUUAUUUCUUCACCAUGUUGGGUAUGGUACUGUUUACACCAGAGGAUAUGUUAUAUAACCAGACAUCCAUUUUAGAUACAACCAGCGGUAAACGUCAUUCCAUUGAUCAACUAAAUGAUUCAAAAGAAGGAAAAGCAUAUUUUAAUGAUUUAGGAGCAGCCGUAAUGUCGCUUAUAGUUUUGCUGACAACAGCAAAUAAUCCAGAUGUGAUGAUGCCUGCUUACUCCGACAGCAGAUUCUAUGCGAUAUAUUUCAUCCUCUUUUUGGCAGUUGGGAUGUAUUUUUUUAUGAAUGUUUUGUUGGCUGUUAUAUACAAUCAAUUUAAAGGUUCUUUCACGAAAUCCAUGCAAAGUAGUUUUCUGCGGAGACGAAUUGGUGUUCGGGCUGCAUUUGAAGUGUUACGUGGAAGCAGUUUUUACGCUACACCACUAGCUUCUCCUGGAUCGUGUAUCGAUGUUUCAGCAGCGAAAGCUCUGUUAGAUUGUGUGCGUUUCUCCAAAAAAUCAAGAUAUAUGCCUGCAAUGACAGAAUAUUUGGAAGCUCUGCCAACGGCAUCGUUGAACUCAAAGCAGUUCCAAGAUUUAUUUGACAUCGUGUCCGCGGAUUCUGUGAAAAAACGAUAUCCUUGUCGUCAAUUCCAAAGGCCAGUUCUAAAGCAAAUCCAAGCAAUCCUUCUGCAUGAUUAUUUUCAAUAUUUUGGGGAUUUCAUGGCUUUGGUGAAUGUGUUUGUUGUCACUAUUGAGCUAGCAACGUCGGUCAACAAUGCUUUUUCUGGUCACUCCAUGUUGUCUAUUUUCAAUUUUUGCUUCAUCUUCUACUUUGCCAUAGAACAGAUACUAAUGAUGUAUUUCAUCGGACCAAAAAGAUAUUUCUCGCACAAAAAUGUUUGGUUUGAAAGUGGUGUGACAUGGCUUUUAGUGAUUGUUGAAAUUCUUUGCAUCGCAAUGUAUGGUGGACCGUUUCCUUAUCUAACCAAGCAAGAAAUAAUCGCACGUAGUCAGAAAUACAGUUUUAUGUCAUUGUACAAUCUACUGCGUAUAACGAACAUGUUAAUUAUCAUUCGACUACUUCGUAUUAUACCAAGUAUCAAGCCGCUCUCUAUGGUUGCAAGCACAUUGGUUGACCUUAUGAAAAAUAUGAGGGCUUUUGGUGGUAUUGUGAUAUUGAUAUAUUACGUGUUCGCCAUAUUGGGAAUGAUGUUGUUCGAAGGAAAAAGCCCUCAACCACCACAAAAUUUAACUGCAUAUAUUAAUGAACAUAACACAAGCUGGUGUGGUUCGUAUGAACAACUUCAAUAUUAUGCAAACAAUUUUGAUGACUUCGCAGCUUCACUGGUUAUUUUGUGGGAUGUUAUGGUGGUAAAUAACUGGUUUGUUUUUCUACAUGCCUACAACAAAACCACUAAUAGCAGAUAUACGCAGCUGUAUUUUGUCAUGUGGUGGCUUGUCUCGGUUGUUGUUUGUAUUAACCUCUUCGUUGCAUUGGUUAUCGAGGCUUUUAUCACUCAGUGGGAUAAAACAAACUUAGUGAAAAAAAAACAGCAUAAAAAAAGAAAAUUCGCACAUACAGAAGAAACAAGCCGUCAUUUUCGUGUUCAUGAGUGGUUUCGCGCGGAAUAUCGUGAACCAUCUGAGGAGGAGAUUUUAAAAGACAUUUGGUCGCACCAUUAUUUGAGACGGUACACAUUAUUAAGGCCUGAACAGACGAUGCAGGAUUAGUGGCGACAAUAACCAUUAUUAAGACGUGAACAAACGUUGUAGGAUUUAGUGGCGAAAAUAAUCAUGAUGCUUCUUAAUCAAUAUUAUUCGAAGUAGUAAAUUUUUUUAAUAAAGAUUUAUCUUAUCUAUAAAAGUGGGGAUUAGAAUAAGAAAAUAUUUUUUAAAGUUUUUUAUAUCCAAAUAUUUGUACGUUUUGUAAAAAUUAGAAAAUAAAUCCUUUUUUAA